Messenger RNA from Fusarium musae, 1101 nucleotides. RefSeq lists its product as uncharacterized. Lineage: Eukaryota; Fungi; Ascomycota; Sordariomycetes; Hypocreales; Nectriaceae. The transcript has 4 exons. The record is from RefSeq and is a predicted model, not a curated record. The coding region runs from base 1 to 1101 and encodes 366 amino acids.
AUGGAGGAGCAAGACCUUCUUCAGCAGCUCGAGAACACGGCAUUCGCCUGCUCAUCUCUCAUACGUUUGAGCGGUGGCAGCGCCAACUAUGUCUAUCGAGGCAUUCUUAUGCAUGCCAUGCCCACCAGAGGCGACGCUCAAGAUAUGGAGAGUGUUAUUGUCAAAUAUUCACUUGAUCAUGUACCAGGGAAUGCUAAGUUCAAGCUCGACUUAUCACGCUGCUCUGUCGAGAAUACCGUACUGGAGUACUUGAAUCAGUCAUCGCUGGUGACCAUGAAAGUCAAGGUCCCUGCUAUGCAUUUCCUAGCCCUCAAUGCCCAUAGAGGCAUUGCGAUACAACAAGACUUCCGCCAUUCGACGGACAUAGCAUCUAUCGCAUUUUACACCAGUCAAGAAGUUGGAAACUGGCUACGUCACUUCCAUGAAUGGGCCUCAGAACCUGAACAAGCAGGCUUCCGAAGCAAGGUUGGGUGCAACGGGCCCAUGCAAAGACUCAAGCACAAGGUCACCUACGGCGCAUUCACCGACGUCUUGAAGAACUUCCACGACAUCAGGGAAAAGAACUUCGGGGUUCUGGAACGGGUCAAAGAACGGGCAGAACUCGAGCUUCAUGAUUUGAUCAGCGGCAAGGAUGGACCAGAUCGAGGCAUGAUCCAUGGAGAUUGCUGGAUGGGAAAUGUUCUACUAUCGAAUUCUUCCCUGGCCCAAAUUGGCUCUGAUGCAGCUACAGACAUCAUCUUCAUUGACUGGGAACUGUGCCAAUUUGGCCAUCGGGCGUACGACUUGGGACAUAUGAUAGGUGAUCUAUAUGAGGCGUAUCAUUUCCACAACUCUAAUAUCGCUUUGGCGAUGAUAAGAGGGUUCAUUGAAGGUUAUGGGGAGAUCGACGACGAAAUCGCUUUCCGAACGGCUAUUCACACUGGUAUGCAGCUUCUGGGUUGGUAUAAUCGUCGUGCCCCAUCAGAUGCCGUGAAAGGGACCAGAGAACAGAUUUCUAAUGCAGCAAAGAUCUCGACGAACUUUAUUGUUAAUGGCUGGGAGCGGCAAAAGCAGUGGUUUCAAAGUACUCCAUUGGCAACUUUGUUCAAUCCUGGUACAUAG